Molecule: messenger RNA, 1485 nt
Organism: Rotaria sp. Silwood2
Lineage: Eukaryota; Metazoa; Rotifera; Eurotatoria; Philodinida; Philodinidae
Source: the annotation of a GenBank genome assembly
AUGGAGCGAUUAGCUUACGAAAUUCAAGGUUCGUGUAUCCAUAUUUUUUAUAAUAUAGCACAAAAAAGUGAAGGAGCCAAAGCAUUGAAUCAAGCAGAUGGUCUUCGAAUAUUAAAAGGUUGUACAUAUCGUCUGCUCGAUCCGAAUGUAACCAAUGGACAAUACGGUUUCGAAAAUAUGCAAUUACUCUACUGCAUGACCAUGUCUUUAUUGAUUGAACCGAACCAGAAUAGUGAAUAUGUCAAAAAUCAUCGUCGAAUUCUUGACUAUCUCAUGCAAUCGACAAUAAAUGCUAGUAAUAUGGAUGAUUUUUACUAUGCUGGUUUUCAUAUUUCAAGGCCAAUUAUUGUUCUUACAAAAUUAUUUGUACAAGAUGAAAUAAUAACAUAUGUACUUGCUGAAGCACCAGUGAAAAAUUUUCCGUUAUCAUCGAAAGUAGCAUUUUUUGCUAAUUUGCUCAUUCGCUUUCGUGGAGCAUUAACGAUGGAUGAAGACGAAGCUAAUGCAUUGACAUUGACUGCUUUGUUCAAUAUUCUAUGGAGUAUUUCAUUUCAUGACGAAUAUCUUUCGGAACUUCAAACUAAUCGACAAUUUUUGCUUACUGUGAAAACAUUUGCUUACGAUACAAGUGAAAUUCAAAAUGAACAAUAUGUUUUUUCCAACAUGUCUACGAUUUUCAAAGCGGCUAAUGGUAUUCUGUUGAAUCUUGGUGAAAACAUUAGCAAUCCUCGUCUCAAUAUUUGGGUUGACUUUAUCUAUUGUCGUAGUGGUGAUUUGUGGGAAGAAAUAAGUGAAGCGAUUGAAAAUUCUCAUGUUAUUCUAUUUAUAAUUACAAAGGAAUAUCAAAGUAGUAAAUCGUGCCGUCAAGAAGUGAUGUAUGCAAGAGAUACACUAAAGAAACGAUUUAUUCCUAUCUAUUUAAAAAAUGACUUUGUUGCCAGCAGUUGGUUAGGCAUACGUAUUGUUGGUGCGCAAUACAUUCGCUUUGGAAAACGGUCUUUCGGUGAUACCAUUACGGAAAUUCUUAAUCUAAUGCUUGAUAAUCCAUCACAAAAACAGAAACAAAAUGCAUUCAAACAAACAAAGAUACCCACGACUCUUGUUGCGGAUCCGAUCAAUAUUCAAGAUAAAAUUCUUGAUAAAAAUCUCGGGAAAAGUCAAGAUCGACCAGUCGAACUGAUUAUGAAUACUGUUACGAAUCAAAUCAAAUCGAUUGAACAAUGGACAUCCGAGGAUAUUAAUCAAUGGUUCGAGCAGAAUACUAUCGAGUCGAAAUUAAAAGAUCUCUAUCGAUUUCAACAUGGUACCGACCUUCUCUUAUAUAGACAAUGUUUACGACCCAAUUGGCAGCAUGAAUAUGCAGAUAUGCGAGAACGAUAUGCUCGCGAAUAUAAUGAAAUAUUAUAUCGGGAUCAAUUUGUACUUCUUGUCGGUGCCCUUGAUCGUCUUCAAUACGCACAGCAAAAACCAAAACUAGACAAUUAA